Molecule: messenger RNA, 300 nt
Organism: Nycticebus coucang (slow loris)
Lineage: Eukaryota; Metazoa; Chordata; Mammalia; Primates; Lorisidae
Product: elongin-C-like
Exons: 1
Coding region: 1-300 (99 amino acids)
Biological process (GO): ubiquitin-dependent protein catabolic process
Cellular component (GO): elongin complex
Molecular function (GO): protein-macromolecule adaptor activity
Source: RefSeq, a predicted model, not a curated record
AUGGAUGUAAAGGAGAAAACCUAUGGUGGCUGUGAAGGCCCUGAUGCCAUGUCUGUCAAAUUGAUAUCUCCUGAUGGUCAUGAAUUUAUUCUAAAAAGAGAACAUGCACUAACAUCCGGAACAAUAAAACCCAUGUUGAGUGGCCUAGGUCAGUUUGCUGAGAAUGAAACCAAUGAGGUCACUUUUAGAGAGUUCCCUUCACAUCUGCUACCAAAAGUAUGUAUGUAUUUUACCUACAAGGUUCACUCCACUAACAGCUCCAUGGACAUUCCUGAAUUCCCAAUUGCACUGGGAUGCUGA